UCUGCAGCAGAACCUUACCUGUUCCUCGGUCCAGCGCUGUACAGUCUUCUGGUGCUGACAUCUUUAUUGUCUGCAGUCUCUUGGUCAUCCCCUGUACUGUCUGCAGUCUCUGGUCAUCUUCUGUACUGUGUCUGCAGUCUCUGGUCAUCUCCUGUACUAUGUUUGCAGUCUCUGCAUCUCCUGUACUAUGUCCGCAGUCUCCGGUCAUCUCCUGUACUAUGUCCGCAGUCUCUGGUCAUCUCCUGUACUGUGUCCGCAGUCUCUGGUCAUGUCCUCCUGUACUGUGUCCGCAGCCUCUGGCCAUGUCCUCCUGUACUAUGUCCACAGUCUCUGGUCAUCUCUUGUACUGUGUCCGCAGUCUCUGGUCAUGUCCUCCUGUACUGUGUCCGCAGCCUCUGGCCAUGUCCUCCUGUACUAUGUCCGCAGUCUCCGGUCAUCUCCUGUACUAGGUCCGCAGUCUCUCUGGUCAUCUCCUGUACUGUGUCCGCAGUCUCUGGUCAUGUCCUCCUGUACUAUGUCCGCAGUCUCUGGUCAUCUCCUGUACUAUGUCCGCGGUCUCUGGUCAUCUCCUGUACUAUGUCCGCAGUCUCCGGUCAUCUCCUGUACUAUAUCCGCAGUCUCUUGUAAUCUCCUG
Messenger RNA from Staurois parvus, 634 nucleotides. Lineage: Eukaryota; Metazoa; Chordata; Amphibia; Anura; Ranidae. The record is from the annotation of a GenBank genome assembly.